Apis laboriosa (Himalayan honeybee) is the source of this 1529-nucleotide messenger RNA. RefSeq lists its product as uncharacterized. NCBI's taxonomy places the organism in Eukaryota, Metazoa, Arthropoda, Insecta, Hymenoptera, Apidae. The record is from RefSeq and is a predicted model, not a curated record. Gene Ontology annotation, biological process: sensory perception of smell; detection of chemical stimulus involved in sensory perception of smell. Bases 274 to 1461 code for a protein of 395 amino acids. Gene Ontology annotation, molecular function: olfactory receptor activity; odorant binding. Gene Ontology annotation, cellular component: plasma membrane. The transcript has 6 exons.
AGAUCUUUUAUUAGAAUUAUUAUUAUUUAAUUAAUAUUUAAAACGUAUAGUUUUUAAAAUCUUUGCAAAUUUAAAAUCGAUUAAUUUUAUUUAAUCUACCUAAACAAGACAUGCGCAUAAUCUGUUGAAUAAAAUAUUUAAAAUUGCUGAUCAAUUUCAAAUAAUUUACUAAGUUAAAGGACUGAGUUAUCCAUUGUUAUCGAGAUCGAUUGAAAAUUGGUAUAUGGAUGCUUAUGCAUUGAUUCAAAUCGAAUUGCUUCUGUAAUUUCAACGAUGUCAAAAGAAUUACGAUUAUAUAAGAAAUACGCUAGUUUUGUAAAACUUUUUCUUUUCAUUGGUGGAAUGUGUCCAAUUACAAGAGAACUGAAUAUUAUUUAUCGAUACAUACCAAUUUGGGCGAUAUUUUCUUGCUUUAUAGAAUUGUGUGCGGUUGGAAACUCCAGCCUGCAAAAUAUUGAGAAUAUUCCUUUGCUUACUGCUUCACUCAUUCUCUUUGGUACUAUAUUGAAUGUAAUAACAAAGGCUUCCUGUUUUUUCAUCCAUCGAAAAAAAUUACAACAAGUAAAUGAUAUACUCAAUUCCAUUUUAAAAGAAAUAUUGAAUGAAAUAUAUAUAAAAUCAGUAAUUUUAUUCUAUCUUCAAAAGUUUUAUCGAUUGAUUUAUGUACAGACAGUAUUAAUGUUCAUCACUAGUUUCAUUUAUUCAAUAAAACCAAUGAUUAUAAAAUUGUUUUACGAUGCAAAUAUAACGAAUGUACAAUAUCCUUUGCCUCUUCUUGGAACUUUUCCUUGGAAAAUCAAUUCGAUGUUAAUUUGGCAAUUGCAUUAUUUUUUCGAUAUAAAUAUUCUUUGGUUCAUAUUUUUUAUAUCUGUUAGUGUAGAUGCAUUUUUCGGGUUUUGUAUGUUUCGUAUCUCCAUAAUAUUACGUUUUUUGAGUUUUGAAUUUAAGAGAUCUUCAAUUGAUGAUAAAAAUAAAGGGAAUAAAAAAAAGAGUUAUCAGCAAAUCUUUCGAGAAUGUGUCGAAAAACAUGUUUUAUUGUUAAAAUGUCGAAAUAUUAUUCAAGAGAUUUACGGACCUAUCAUUUUAUUAGUGACUAUAACGAAUGCAAUGAGCAUGUGUUCUAUAAUAUUUCAGCUAUUUCAGGUUAAUGGAAUAAAUAUCUAUAAAAUUGGAACAUUCAUGAGUUACCUUAUCUUAAAAUUAAUACAAACAUUUUUAUAUUCCUGGCCCGGAGACGUAAUCUUUACUGAGAGUGAAUUUCUUCGUCGUAAUGUUUAUUGUAGUUGCUGGUAUGACAAGAAUACUAGUUUUGCAAAAUACUUUUUGUUAGUAUUAGCACAGAGGCCAAUUGUUUUGAAGGCAUGUAGUUUAGUACAAGUUACAAUGGAUCUUUUGGCUAAGAUCAUGAAUACGACAAUAUCCUACUAUUUUUUAUUAGAGACUAUGAAUAAUGAUAAGUAGUAUAAUAAUAAUAAUAAUAAAAUUAGUAAUAAUAAUGAUAAUGAUAAUAGAUAAGAUAGAAAAAAAAU